AUGUCGGGCCUCGAAGGUGGCAAAAAGAAGCCUCUGAAACAGCCCAAGAAGCAGGCCAAAAAGAUGGACAAGGAAGAUGAGGCUUUCAAACAGGAACAAAAAGAGGAACAGAAGAAACCCAAGGAGCUAAAAGCCAACGCCGCGGGCAAGGGACCCCUGGCCACAGGUGGAAUUAAGAAAUCUGGCAAAGAGUAA
Peromyscus leucopus (white-footed mouse) is the source of this 195-nucleotide messenger RNA. Its product is annotated as translation machinery-associated protein 7-like. The record is from RefSeq and is a predicted model, not a curated record. The transcript has a single exon. NCBI's taxonomy places the organism in Eukaryota, Metazoa, Chordata, Mammalia, Rodentia, Cricetidae. The coding region runs from base 1 to 195 and encodes 64 amino acids.